AUGAGUCUACAGCCUCCGCAAAGGCCUCGGGUGUUGGCGAGCACGCCUCAUCUUUCCGUUCCUCAGUCGGUCUCCCCUGUGUCGUCUGCUGAGGGCGGGGGCAUUUCGCCUCUGCUCCCCCCUUUCCGGCACACGAGACCCACCUUGUCUCGACAUUCGACUACGUCGACCACACCGUCUAGGCAGCACCGUUCACCGUUCCUGACACCACGGACAGUAAACGUGAACAUGAUGCAGUCACCACACAACUCAAGGUUGCUUAUGCCUACGGUCCGCCCUCCUAAACAAUUACCCCAUACGUCACCAUCCUUCCGGAUAUCCUCCUCCAAGUCCUCACCAGCCAAAAUUGCCAGGUCGAGAGCAGGAUCGAUGGCACAGAGUCUCCAGACUUCACCGGAUCCAAGCGCCAGCCCCCAGAUCAAUGUAACUGUCGACUGGAUUGGUGGAGGGUGUCGCUUUGAGGUGGUUGAGGACUUUGUUGAGAUAGAGGGCUAUCAGCUUUACGCAGUAGAGAAAUGUGCAAGGGUUGUAGAACGGACACGUUCAGUGACGGUCCUGACGGUCUUCACCGGUGACCCUAAUCACAAAGUCACGAUGACGGCUCUGAGUCCUGCACCGUGGUUAAGUACCGUAGAAGCGCAGGCCGAAUGGGAGAAAGCUAUUCAUCAGCUGCGCCGAGACGGCGCACGUCCAAGAGAGACAGAGAAGGGCCUAGUCAUGGUCACCUCGCUGGCCAACUUCCGCUCUGACUACACUAUCGUGCGCAUACCUGGCGGAAAUUUCCUCGAGAUACGGGAAGGACUAUAUGCGAACAUCAAUGUCCUUCGUAUGGGCUGUAGCGGAAGGAGUGCCCUGACGCUUGAAGAACCGAGUGACACAACCAAGGACCGGUUUAUCUCAGCAUACCACCUACCCGACCAGGCUCUUAUAAGGUCCCCUGAGCUGUUCAAGUCCGUCGUGCUGGAGCUUGUCAAGCUAAUACAGGCCGCGCUAUCCGUAUUUGGCAUGUUUGACAUGGACCGCGAAGAGCGUAACGGUCUCCUAUGUGAUGUCACCUGCGAAGGCAUCCAACGCUGGGUUGCAGAAAUUGGCGAGCCGCUCAUGAAUGUUGAGCCGAUGGAACGAGUCGCGGAUCCCACUGUGGUUGCUGCCCUCUUCAGUAUGGUCAUGAUUCUGAGGAACAAGCUCCAUGUCAUGGGCUACGACGUGCCAAAAGAUCCCUUCAUCGACCCAUACAGCUUUAUCAAAUCUAUCACAAGCUUCGCCACCCCCAAGAUGCAUGGACACAACCAUUCUCUUUCCCUCCCGCAUCAUCUGGUCGCGUCCAACGUCGGUAUGUCCUCUUCGACAUCAAUCGCCACCUCCUUGCAGACCGCCUUCGUUAAUCGCAACAUCGUCGAGGCCAUCAGAGCCGCCUACGAAAAGGCGAGGCAGAACGAGUCGUACAAGGUGCACCGCGUGCUCAUCAGCAAGCUCGACGAUCUCGCGACAGACCUCCGGACGACUCCCGAGCCCGGCGGGGCAGCGAAAAGCCUUUUCGGCUGGGCAAACAGCCUCAAGCCGACGACAGACCUCGAGAAGUUCGUGCAGACGAUCACACAGAACCACAAGGUCGGCUGCAGCAGUCUGCGCUACCUCUGGGCGGGACGACCGGGGGAGGUCGAGCGAAAGCGCAAGGAGAAAGAGGCGAUUUGGAGCGAAGGCGAAGAGAAGGAGAGGGAGAAAGAGGCAGAGAAAGAGAGGUGCGAGAAGGACAUGAAGAGCUCGGAUGAUGAAGCGGACGACGGAAACGCACUGCCGUGGUCAGGCAGGGUCCAACGCAAGAUCGAGAACUGGGCGGCUCGAGGUCGACCGAAGAAGUACAGCCAAGACCUGGGCAGUCAAGGAAAGGCGACUGACUCGCCUGGGCGUGAUCAGGCAAUGCAAACCUCUCUUCUACCCUCAGUCGUGGUGUCAAGAGAAUUAGGGGACGAUGAUAAUCUGCUGACCAGUGGGCAAGCGUCUCCAGUGUCUGAUUCGAACUUCCGGACUCCUCUCAUAUCUGGGUAUGGUGAGAUGCCUCGAGCCAAACGCUCCACCGGGGAGCUCUCAGACUAUGAUCGUCGGGUCAGCGAGUUCAACCAACGGAAUCCCCCGGCGAAACUGUCUGGUCAGGCGCGCAUCGCCAGUUGGUCCGGCGCUCAGAUCUCACGAGGGGAUGACGAGUAUCGGGGCCGAUCGCGAAUACAACGACGAGGCGGAAGUCCAUUAGGCAAACCUGUUGAUGCGGCGGAGGCAUCGAGAAGCAAGGACAACGUUGCCGAGCAAGAUGAUUGGCCACGGCCGCGAGAACGAGACCUGACGGCCCUGAAGCGACAACGAAGCUCAGACGACGCAGACUUCCUGCGCGGCAAGAAGCCCCUGCCGAUGGACCUCAUGCGUCUCGACGUCGAGCUCUGCGGCCAGCUGCUCAUCAUGCGCCGGCGAGAGCAGCACCUUGCGAACGUCCUCUCGUGUCUCUCGGCGCUGACGACCAAGCUGUCCGAGUCGAACACCACGAUCCGGCAGGAGUACACGGCGAAGGCGACCGAGCUCGAGGCGCUCCACCAGCGCGCGAACGUCGUCCAGGACGUCGAGGCCGCGCGGGCGCGCGCAGACGCGAUGACGCAGGAGGCGCACGCGCUCGAGUACGAGUCCGCGCAGUUCCUCGUCGACGACCUCUGGCACAUGGCCGCCGCGCCGCGCAACAAGGUGCUCGCGAUGCGCGAGCGCGUCUUCGGCACGGGGCGGCGGCUGCCGCAGGGUGUGAGAGGCGCGCACGGGACCUUCAACCGCCUGCAGUGGACGCUCGACGGCGGCGGCCGGCUCGUCGACGUCCACGGCCGGACGGAGAGCGAGGCGGAGGAAGAGGAGGCUUUGCCGCCGAUUCGGCCGGUCGUACAUGAAGAGGAGGAGGUCGUCGAGCACGCGUCGCUCAAGCCGACGUGGCUGCUGAGGUUGUUCAACUACUGGGGGAGCAGGUGGGGUCCGAGGCGCGGCUCGUCGUUUGAGAAGGACAAAGACAAGGACAAGGGGAAGGAAGGAGGGAAUGGCACAGGACGCUCGGUGGAGGAGAAAGCAGACGGGACAUCCCCGGGGUCACCGAAGGAGUAUGCGAACGGGAGGAGGUCAUCGCUGUCCGGUUCUUCAUCGGGAUUUGAGCUGCGAUCUUCACUUGCGAGGAAUCAGACGACAUAG
Phanerochaete carnosa HHB-10118-sp is the source of this 3216-nucleotide messenger RNA. RefSeq lists its product as uncharacterized. NCBI's taxonomy places the organism in Eukaryota, Fungi, Basidiomycota, Agaricomycetes, Polyporales, Phanerochaetaceae. Gene Ontology annotation, cellular component: Sin3-type complex. The transcript has 10 exons. Bases 1 to 3216 code for a protein of 1071 amino acids. The record is from RefSeq and is a predicted model, not a curated record.